AUGACCUCUUUAACUUAAAAGUUUUUUAAAAAAUUUGAUCGAAGACAAGUAAUGGAAUUUGAAUCUAUAUAUUUAAGUAUUAUUUAAGUGGAUGCAUUGAUAUAAUUGUUGUUUAAUAAAAUAAUGGAUCGUUGAAAUCUACUCCAUUUCAUGUUAAAUUUGGCAAAUAUGACGGUUAAGAUUAUUAGGUUGAUCUGAUAGUUAAUGGAAAUUUGACAAAUGUAAAAAUGAGAUUAGGAAAAGAAGGUGCAGCUUACUUCGAAAAAAGUUCCAUUUCUUCUGGUUAUUAAUCUGAUGAUACAUGUUCAGAGAAAAUAAGGUAUAAAAAAAUAGAUAAUCUAUAUAGUCAUUUUGAUGAGGCAUCAAUAUUUAGACAACCAAUAAAUUAUUAGAAGCCUGAUGAUUUAUUUAAUAGUGAUAAGAAAAAUAGUAAUUGGCUUCAAAAAUUUAAUUUUUGGUCAAAAGGAUCGAAUUAAAAAAAGGAAAAUGGAGUUAAGAUUGAGACGACGAAUAAUCUUAAAGAAUUUUAAUAGGAAGAUACGUCAUCUGUAAUAAUAAUAUUAAUAUUAUAUUAGGAAUUAUCAAAAAUAUAAUUAGAUAAAUAAAAUUUAGAAUUCCAAUAGUAAUAAUCAGAGAAAUAGAUUUAAACUUAAGAUUUUGAGAAAGAUAAUGUUACAUAUAGUGAUAAGGAAACUUUAUCUCCACGUUAAUCAGCAAUGGAACUUUCAUUAUGUGGUUAAUAAUUAUAAUAAUAAAAUUUAACAUAAAUUUAAAGAUAAUAAUUGUUUGAAUAACAUAAAGUAUCUUUUACAACAUUUGCAAAAGAUUCAUUAAAAAUAAUAAAUAAUAAAGAUUUAAUUUUUAAGAUUGGAGAUAAGUUUUUUAGUAGAGAGGCUGGAUUAAUAUAAUUGUUAGCAAAAUAAAUUUACAAUUAAGAAAUGAUAAUAGAUUGUUUGGAUUAAUAGAAAAAGUAAAAUCCUUAAUAAUAACAACAAUGGUAUAGUGUCUACGGUAUGUUUAGAAAGAAGAAAGAAUCAGAUUAAAUUGAAGAAAAAAACAAUGUUGAAAGAGAAAAUAAUAAUGAAAAGACUUAAAAAUAGCAUCAAUAAUUUAAAGCUCAUGAAAGAAUAAGGAAAUUAAGUGAAGAUUUAGUAGAUAAUAUGAGUACAAUGUCUAUAUAAAGAAGGAGAAAGUUAUAAAGACCUAUAUUAAAACCUCAUUCAUCUAUUUUAAAAUAAUUGGGAUUACAAAAAGGAGCUAAUAAAAUUACUUAUAGAUUAUGUAUACCUAAAAAGAAUGAGAUUGUUGAAUAACAUGGAACUAUCUAUUUGUAUGACCAAAAAACCAAAUUGGUUAUUUCAGAUAUAGAUGGAACUAUAACAAAAUCAGAUAUAUUAGGUUAAUUAAUGCCAAAGUUGGGAACAGAUUGGAAUCAUGAUGGAGUAGCUAAUUUUUAUUAGAAUAUAGAAUCAAUGGGUUAUAAAAUUAUGUAUUUGACUGCUAGAGCUAUAGGUUAAGCAGAUUAAACUAAAGAAUUCAUUUAUAAUUUAUAAUAACAGAAUAAUAAAUUACCUAAAGGACCUGUUAUUUUAAGUCCUGAUAGUUUAUUUCCUGCAUUCAAAAGAGAAAUUAUUGAUGGAACUCCAGAAUUAUUCAAGAUUUCUGCAUUAAAGGAAGUCAGAAAUCUAUUUAUUGGAGAAAAUCCAUUCUAUUGUGGAUUUGGAAAUAGAGCUAAUGUAUAUUAUUUCUAUAAUAUAUUGUUUAGGAUUUUAUAGCUUAUUAAGCCGUUAAUAUAGAUAGUAGUAGAAUCUUUAUUAUUGACUCAGAAAGCUAAAUUCACAAAUAUAAUACUGAUCAAAUUACUAGCUAUGUAGAAUUAAACAAGAAUAUCCAUCUUUAUUUUCCUCCUGUAGAUGAAGAAGAGUAUUAAUCUUAAAACUUUUGGAAGAUUCCAAUUCCUGAUAAUAUUGAUAUCAAUUAUUCGUGA
Molecule: messenger RNA, 1987 nt
Organism: Paramecium sonneborni
Lineage: Eukaryota; Ciliophora; Oligohymenophorea; Peniculida; Parameciidae
Source: the annotation of a GenBank genome assembly